UAAACCGAAACGUAGUGUAGUAUACAUACUGACACUCGUUCGCUUGCUUCAACUGCUAACUGCGAGUAAGAAUUGUCAGAGUACUCGUACUUGCGCAUAUCCACGAAGCGUAUUGCUCCUACCAUCAAAAGCAACGGGCAUGUCAGUACCGAUACAAAGUCCGAGCGAAAUGUUGUGCCGCAUUAAGUCUUGUUUCUAGUCACGGCCGUGCACGCUUUUAUGUCGCGUGCGAAUGGUGUGCGCAGCAGUGCUUCGCAAAUAAAAGUAUUUUGAUCGCAGAUCUGAAUAUUAACUCGAAUCUUUUCAAAUUACUUAGCACAGUGUGCAUUUGCAUUUUAUUAAAGAAAUUUCAGGAACACUGGUUUUUCCUGAUAGAAGAAUCAUCCAAAACAGUGCGUGUGCUUUUAGAUUCGAAAGUGCCUCACUAUGUUGAUCAAGCUGCAGAUGGCUACUGUUCAAUGCUAUAAACAGUAAGAAGGCAUGGAACAAUUCCAUGAUAUGAGUGAUGGAAAUAUAAAUAUAAGUGAUGUCAUUGAAGUCAUCCAAACUACCGAUCCCGGGUUUGUGGAAUGUAAUGAAAGAGAAGCGCAACUGCCAGUGGAAAUGAACACUGGACGGUUAUUGCCAUAUGUUGAAAUAAUAGAACAACCAGCAAGUAAAGCUUUACGUUUUCGCUAUGAAUGUGAGGGCAGAUCUGCUGGUAGUAUACCUGGUGUAAACAGCACCCCAGAAAAUAAAACAUUUCCUAGUAUAAGAAUAGUUGGAUAUAAAGGCCGGGCUGUAGUUGUAGUAUCAUGUGUAACAAAAGAUCAACCACACAGACCUCAUCCUCAUAAUCUUGUUGGAAAGGAAGCAUGCAAACGAGGUGUUUGCACAGUAGAAGUUUCAUCGGAAAAUAUGACAGUCACAUUUGCAAAUCUUGGUAUUCAGUGUGUUAAAAAAAAAGAUAUUGAAGAGGCACUUAGAAUAAGAGAGGAAAUUCGUGUAGAUCCCUUUCGAACUGGCUUCGAACAUAAAAGACAGCCUACUAGUAUUGAUCUAAAUGCAGUUAGAUUGUGCUUUCAAGUUUUCUUAGAAGGAUCGCAGAAAGGGAAAUUCAAUGUACCAUUACCACCAGUUGUAUCUGAUCCUAUAUUUGAUAAAAAGGCAAUGUCAGAUCUUGUCAUAUGCAAGCUCAGUCAUUGUAGUGCGUCAGUCGCCGGUGGUAUGGAAAUGAUUUUAUUAUGUGAAAAAGUUGCAAAAGAAGAUAUACAAGUUAGAUUCUUUGAAAAGAAAGAGGGACAAGUAGUUUGGGAAGGAUUCGGAGAUUUUCAGCCCGCUCAUGUACAUAAACAAACAGCAAUUGCAUUCAGAACACCAACCUAUCGCAUGCAGCAAGUGGAACAACCGGUGCAAGUAUAUAUUCAACUCAAAAGACCGUCGGAUGGUGCAACAAGCGAACCGUUACCUUUUCAGAUGCUACCCCUUGGUGCAGGUAGGCCUGCUUUCUGGUCUUUACGGAAAGCAUUUGCCAGGAAGAAAACAGAUUAUAGUACAUUUAGUAAAAUCUUAGCUACUGAAUCGGCAUUACUUUCAAACGUUACACCAAAAUUUCCGCGCAAUAUCGACGAAUAUAACAACAAUGAUGAUUUUAAUGUAAAAAAAUCGAAUAACAAAAUUUCUGCGUUACGCGCUUUAAGCGAUUUAUACAAUGUAAAAAAUACAUUGGAUUCCUGUAAUGGAAGUAUAGAAAUUAGUCAUAAUAUCGCACAAAAUAUAGGUCAAAAUAAAAACACCGUAAUUGAUUAUCAAAACAACGAAGUACCAAUUAAUGAAGAGAAACAAACUACAGAAGAUGAACAAAUGAAUAGAAUGUACAAAAUUGAUGAUAAUUACAUGGACAAAGAUACAAAUGAUACUAAUUCUGGAACUAUAACUCGUACUAAAUCUGACAGUACUGUUGAAAACACAAAUGCAUUAAAGCAUACAGAAAUAUUCAAAAAUAAAUCUGAUUGGUUCGAUUAUUCGGAAGUAGGAAAAUGGGUACAAAAGGGUCAGAUAUCUCUCAAAGAAAAAGAAGACGUAAUAGAUUUUAAACCAGAAGUGAAAGAAGAUUGUAAUAAGUCUUUCAAUGAAUUAUUGACACAAGUGGCCGAGUUAGAUCAAAUUUAUGCCGAUACACAUGCGAAGUUAGUUCAAGCAGCCCUUGAACAAAAUACAACCGAUCAAUCCAUAGAUAUUGACGUUUGUGAUAAUCAAACUUAUACUAGUUUACAAAUGGCUAUGAAAAAUCCCAUUGAAUUUAUCGAUUUAUUAAACGAGAGAAGAUACGAAGACGUAUGUGUACCAAAAUCAGAUCCAAAUCAGUCUUGUCCUUCGCCAGUAACUAUAAAGAGAGAUGGAACGCAGGAAACGGAAGAGAGAUUACCGCCUUUACCACCAAAACGUAUCCGCAAAAUGCCUUCUAUGCCUCUUCUACCUCGUCCUAUAUCUUCUCAUACGACACCUGAUUCCUUUGUUGAAGCACCAAAUAAGAUUUUACCUUCCUUACCUGGUACUCUAACUAAAAAUUCAAAACAAGGACUAUUUUCAAAAUUGUUUGCAAAAAAAGUAAAGAAAGAUAAAGAUUCAGGUUCAAAUAUAUCCAAAGAAAAUAGUCAAUCUUUGUGUCCUGCAGGAAAUGUUGCUUAUUUGACAACAGAUAACAUACCAAGUAGCUCACAAUUACAAAUUCCAAAAUCUAGUGCAGUAAGUACCACUAGCUUGAAAUCGCUUAGAUUAGAAGGUGAUGAAACACCACCAUAUGGAAUUGAAUUAACAGAAGCUGAACAUUAUGCACUGUAUACUGCUAUGGCACCACAUGCAACUGCUUCAGAAUUUGAUGAAAUGUCUUUCUAUUAUAGUCCUGUGGAAGGUGGAAAGAUUUAUCCUGAUAAAAAAGAAACAUAAUUU
This is a messenger RNA of Eufriesea mexicana, 2931 nucleotides long. It is a transcript of the gene Dl, whose product is annotated as dorsal. Gene Ontology annotation, molecular function: DNA-binding transcription factor activity, RNA polymerase II-specific; RNA polymerase II cis-regulatory region sequence-specific DNA binding. The transcript is spliced from 7 exons. Gene Ontology annotation, cellular component: nucleus; cytoplasm. Lineage: Eukaryota; Metazoa; Arthropoda; Insecta; Hymenoptera; Apidae. The coding region runs from base 481 to 2928 and encodes 815 amino acids. Gene Ontology annotation, biological process: cellular response to stress; positive regulation of transcription by RNA polymerase II; canonical NF-kappaB signal transduction. The record is from RefSeq and is a predicted model, not a curated record.